AUGUUCCCCACCAUGAACCUCUUCACCCUCGUUCUCGCCAUCCCUGCUGUUCUCGCCGCCCCCGCAACUGAGGCCAAAGCAGCUGCAAAACAGGUCGUGGCCUGUGCUUGUGCCAAUGACGCAGGCCAGACCAAGCUCGACGGUUACUGCCAAUACAUUGCCGGCGGCCAUGUCAAUCUUGACGGCCAGAGCUACUGCUUCCCUGCCGCUACGUGGUCAGAGUACAUGGAGACGCGCUUUACAGCCGACUUCUGUCCUGGCUACUACCCUGGUUUCCCUAAGCCUGUUUGCAAGACUGUUACUGUUUGCCCUACGAUUGGCAACUACCAGGAUAUCUGCUAA
This is a messenger RNA of Fusarium pseudograminearum CS3096, 342 nucleotides long. RefSeq lists its product as uncharacterized. NCBI's taxonomy places the organism in Eukaryota, Fungi, Ascomycota, Sordariomycetes, Hypocreales, Nectriaceae. The transcript is spliced from 2 exons. The record is from RefSeq and is a predicted model, not a curated record. Bases 1 to 342 code for a protein of 113 amino acids.